CGUCCUGACGGUCCACUCUUCUCUUAGUUUUACAUGUGAUUUGACUUAGUGAGAUUAGUUUACAUUUAAAGCAUGUUUGAAUCGGAAAGUGUCAAACCUUCCGUAUACGACCAAAUAGCAGAUUUGCAGCGCAAACUUCAACUUUUAGAGAGCGACAGGAGCGCCUACUAUGAGAGCUCUCACUCAACCCUGGAGAAGAACCGCCAGAACAUCCAGCAGCUCCGGGGGGAAAACAGGGACCUGCAGAGGAGGGUGUCAGACGCCGAGGCCGAUGAACACCAAUUCAUCAAAUUGGCUUUACACGGCCGAAGCUCGGAAAAGAACACCUGGCCAAUAAUCUCGGAGAAGGCAGCCCUAUCCAAACUGCAACACCGUGUGGCAUCCAAGACAAAGCGUCUCAAUGCUCUUAGGCAUUCAACUCUGACUCAUGAGCAGCGCCUUGAAGACCUAAAGAGGGAAUGUGUCAGAUUGGAAGCAUUGGGCUACAUCCAGGCCAUCUCAGAAAAGGAGGAUAUUACAAUGAAACUGAGGUCACUACAGAACAGCCUGGAGAAGAACCAGCUGAAGUGCAAGGAGGCUGCAAACAUCAUGACUAAUUAUCUAAAACUGAAACGUCACUUGCAGGAGGAAAGUCUGACAUUCGAGGGUAAGAUAGAUGAGAUACAAACAGAAAUCACAAAGUACAGGAAGGAACUGCAUGAAGUUCAGGAUAUGAACAACAAAGCCCAGCUCUCCAAAGAAAUGGCUAUUACCGAGUUACAGCAGGAGGAAGAGCUGUUCUUCAAGGAGCACCGAGAAAAAGAUUAUAUUUUAGCAGUUUACCGAAAAAGGGUUCAAGAGAUCAAAGCCCGGGCUGAAAAGUUAGAUGCUCAGAGGAAAAGUGUACCACAUGAUGAUCUGAACACAGAAGUUGAGAUUGGCGCUGCCAAGAUGGCUGCUGAAAUGGCUCACAGCAUCAGACUGUUUAGUACGACCCUCCAAUGUGUGAAGGAAGCAACUGGUUACACAGCUACAGAGGGACUCUUGAAUCGUUACAUCGCCCAGCGGGAAACUCAUCAACAUUUGCAAGCGCUGAAAGCAGAAAAUCAGUCUAUUCUCCUGCAACUAAAGGAGCAGAAGGUGCACCUGCAGGAAGAGUUUGAGGACAUCAAGUAUUCAGGAGAAACACAAUUGUCCAGUGAGCAGAGGAUGUUGGACGAGUGUGAGAAAGACCUGCUGAAUAAACAGCAGAGCUGUGAAACAGCUAAGGAACGUCAUGCUUCUCUUGUUAAAAUCCUUGGCAGUAUCCAAGCUGGAGUGGAGCACCUCGCAGAAAGACUUAAUCAAGUCUCGCUGAAUGAACCACCGUCAAAGGUGUCUCCUAAGUCAAAAGACUUUUUGGUGCAUAUGCUGACUCAGUGUGAGCAGAAAGUGCAGUUACUCCAGGGCAAGCUUGAAGGAAAAGACCUCGAGGAGAUUACGAAGGACAUGGAGGAAGAAGAGUUCUUCUUCAUGGUUGAGAAACAACUGCCUACUUACAACAAACGAGUCACCAUGUCUGAAGACCAAGAGAUGAGCGUGUUAUCUAACGAGGACGACAAUGAAGAGGAAGAAGGUAUCCUCUCUCGAGAGGCGAUGAAGCGCCGCUCUCAGACUAUUGUUGACAUGUGCAGCAAGAAAACCUGGAAGAUAAAAAAGGGCAAGUGAACAAGUGAACUUGAAAUACCAGGGAGGGAAAUAGCGGGGUGAGCUCUUCUGGUUGGUCAGUACUGAUGGUAAGUUGGUGGAUAAAUACAUAGCUAUCUGGGUAGAUAGAUGGGUGGAAAUGACUCUGAAAAAUGAAAAAUGCGUAUAAUAACAACGGUUCUCCGAACCCUGGAAGAGCAGAAACUGGUCACUGAGAAUCCUUGCAGAUGAGUUGUUGUUUAUUUUCAACAUCACUGGUAUCAUUGACAGUUACGAGAUAGCAUUGUGAUAAGAUUAAUUAACCCGAAGAAAAGACAAGGGCUGACGGGAGAAGCCUGGGCUUAUUAAAUCCUGUCCCCAGAAAACCAAAGAACGCAAAUCUUCGCAAGAUAGUGUAGACAUUUCACAUUGUGAAACAAGUGUUUUUUUUUUUUUUUUUUUGGUGAGUGUGUGUGUGUGCGUUUUUUGUGUGCGUGAGCAACAUGACUCAAAGGCCAUUAGGGAAAAAGGUGAUCGAACUUAAUCAUGAUGAGCUCUAUCUAUGACUAGGACUGAAGUGAUUACCGUAAUUUCCCGAAUAUAAGGCGCACCCGUGUAUAAUGCACACCCCAAAUUUACUUGUAAAAUUUGGGGGAAAUUAUUGUACCCGUUUAGAACGCGCACCCUAAUUUUAGCACCAAUAAAUAGAAGAAUACAAGAAAACAGAGCUCGUGUACAGAUACAGAGAUGUCAUUUUACUGACUGGUGAAACACAGCACAAGCAUAGCACAUUGGUAGUUCAAAACAUUACCGUAAACUGACAAUAUUUACGGUAAUAAUAUGAUUUGACAACUUCUCCAACUUACCAGAAUCUAGGAGAAAACAAAACGGAUGCGACUUUUCUUUUAAAGGCUGCUGUAUAACUUGCUCGUUUCCUCAUGAUGAAUAAAUGUUUCUUCCAUGGAUUGAUACGGUAAAACUACUGAACUAUUGUUAUUUGGGUUUGAGUUUCCCGAGGGACCGAUAUAGUUGACGGACACAGGAAGUGUGUGUCCUUACAUUUGUUAUGCUCCGAAUUGUGGAGCUGCAAUAAACGUCGACUCAAAUGAGUUCAAGAAACUAAAUUCUGUGCUUUAUGAAGAUGAGUUCAAGAAACUAAAUUCUGUGCUUUAUGAAGAGUGAAAAAAGCAGAAUUUAACACAGACGAAAUCAUUCGGCGGAUUAGUGUGAAGUAUUACCGAAACAAAAUGGUGACGUCACGUACCGUAAUGGUCGGCAACGGGUCGCCGCAUACGUUUCUUCAACACAA
Molecule: messenger RNA, 2953 nt
Organism: Corythoichthys intestinalis (scribbled pipefish)
Lineage: Eukaryota; Metazoa; Chordata; Actinopteri; Syngnathiformes; Syngnathidae
Product: outer dynein arm-docking complex subunit 3-like
Exons: 13
Coding region: 73-1686 (537 amino acids)
Biological process (GO): cilium movement; outer dynein arm assembly
Cellular component (GO): ciliary basal body; ciliary rootlet; ciliary tip
Source: RefSeq, a predicted model, not a curated record